Molecule: messenger RNA, 1533 nt
Organism: Peromyscus maniculatus bairdii (prairie deer mouse)
Lineage: Eukaryota; Metazoa; Chordata; Mammalia; Rodentia; Cricetidae
Source: RefSeq, a predicted model, not a curated record
AUGACAGGUAACUCAGGCCAUGACAAGAACAAGAAGGGUCCCCAAUGCCAGAAUUUUGCCAUCACCAUUACCAACAUAUCCUUGUCCUUGCUCCAAAAGGCAGUCCAUUGGUCUGGACACACCAAUAUUGUAUUCUCCCCAGUGAGCAUUUCAGCCGCCUUCACAAUGCUCUCCCUGGGAACUAAAGGCAACACUCACAAGCAAAUCUUCAAUGGGCUGAGGUUCAAUCUCUUAAAGAUGCCUGAAAUGGGGAUCCACAGAUGCUUCCAGCACCUCCUCCAAAAAUGCCUCCAGCCAAACUACCAGAUCCAGAUGAUCACUGGCAGCAGCCUGUUCAUUGAUAACCGUCUGGAGGUGGCAGACAAGUUCAAAAAGAUGAUUACAGAGUUGUACCACUCGGAAACCAUCCCCACCAACUUCAGGGACAUUCAAGAAGCCAAGACACAGAUCAACAAACACACGUUGAAGAGAAGCUAUGGAUACAUAUCAGAGGUGGUCGAAGACCUGCCGAUAGACACAGCUCUUGCCCUGGUGAACUACUUCUCCUUCGAAGGAAUCCAGAAUAAUAACUACAAUGAUCAAAUUAUAAAAGUUGAAUUCUACCUGGAUACAGGAGAGGUGCUUUAUCUGUCUAUGAUAUGCCGCCUGGAUAAAUUUUACCUGCAAAAGGAUAGGCAUCUGUUCAGCUGGGUGCUGAUGCAGCACUAUGUAGAGAAUUCCAUAGCCUUCUUCAUCCUGCCAGACCCGGAGAAGAUGCAGCAACUGUUACAGAACCUGAGCCCUGAAUAUCUCAAUACCCUCCAGAGGAACAUGAACCAAAGGGUUGUCAACUUAUAUUUCCCCAAAUUUACCGUUUCUGCAACCUAUGACCUGGAGACAGUCAUGAGGACACUGGGCAUCACCCAAAUCUUCAGCAACAAUGCUGAUCUUUCAAAAGUCACAAAGGAUGCUCCUGUGAAGGUAUCCAAGGCUGUGCAUAAGGCUGUGCUGGCAAUUGAAGAUACAGACAGAAAAAACGCCCAGUUUUCUAAUGUAUUCAAGAUUACCUCACCUAAAGUCCCCACUGUCAAGUUCAACAGACCCUUCCUAGUCAUCAUCAAAGACAAAGCCUUAGAUCUUCCUUUUAUUGUGGGCAAAAUUAUCAGCAUCUUUGAGUGCCAGUUCACCAAGAUGGAGGAUUUCCACUUAGGCUAUAGAAAGACCAUCAGAGUACUGACGGUCAAUAACGUGGAUGUGCAUCACCUGUUCCGAGUCAAGGGUCUGUCUAGCAUGGUGCUGGUAUACACGAUACACCAGGUAGAGGAGAGACUGACGUACCCACACUUCCGCUGGAUGAAUCAACAAUUUAGCUUAAGGGUGGUCAAGGUACACAUUCCUGAAUUGUCGGUGUCUGAGACCCAUGAUGUGGAGUCAAUGAUGACCCUACUAGGAAUCACCCCUCUUUUCAACAAGGAAGCCAACCGCACAUUGGCUGUGGAGGACACAGCCCAGGAGUCUUUCAAGAGGAUUGUCCAGGAUGUUGCCAUGGGCUGA